This is a messenger RNA of Lucilia sericata (common green bottle fly), 2488 nucleotides long. RefSeq names its product dolichyl-diphosphooligosaccharide--protein glycosyltransferase subunit STT3B (gene Stt3B). Lineage: Eukaryota; Metazoa; Arthropoda; Insecta; Diptera; Calliphoridae. The record is from RefSeq and is a predicted model, not a curated record. Gene Ontology annotation, biological process: post-translational protein modification. Gene Ontology annotation, molecular function: dolichyl-diphosphooligosaccharide-protein glycotransferase activity. Bases 1 to 2325 code for a protein of 774 amino acids. Gene Ontology annotation, cellular component: membrane. The transcript is spliced from 5 exons.
AUGAAUCGACAAAUGUUUAACAGGAAAACUGCUGGUUACAGUAGUUUAAUAACGUUUGCUGUAUUGUUGAUAGCAUGGAUUGCUGGAUUUUCGUCCCGUUUGUUUGCCGUUAUUCGUUUUGAGUCAAUCAUUCAUGAAUUUGAUCCUUGGUUUAAUUAUCGUGCAACGGCAUAUAUGGUGCAGCAUGGAUUCUACAAGUUUCUCAAUUGGUUCGACGAGAGAGCUUGGUAUCCAUUGGGUCGCAUUGUUGGAGGCACUGUUUAUCCAGGCUUAAUGAUUACAUCUGGUGGAAUUCAUUAUUUACUCCAUGCAUUAAAUAUUCCUAUCCAUAUAAGAGACAUAUGCGUGUUCUUAGCACCUGUGUUUAGUGGGCUUACAUCUAUAUCUACAUAUUUACUUACUAAAGAGUUAUGGUCAUCGGGAGCUGGACUUUUUGCAGCUGGUUUUAUUGCCAUAGUUCCUGGAUACAUUAGUCGAUCAGUAGCAGGGUCUUACGACAAUGAAGGAAUAGCAAUAUUUGCACUUCAAUUUACAUAUUUUCUAUGGGUCCGUGCUGUUAAAACUGGUUCUGUGUUCUGGUCCGCUGCUGCAGCUUUAUCUUAUUUUUAUAUGGUAUCUGCAUGGGGUGGAUAUGUUUUUAUUAUUAACUUAAUCCCCCUGCAUGUAUUUGUGCUGCUGUUAAUGGGUCGAUAUUCUUUACGUCUUUUAACUAGCUAUAGUACUUUCUUUAUAUUAGGACUAUUACUCUCAAUGCAAAUACCAUUCGUAGGUUUUCAACCUAUACGAACCAGUGAACAUAUGGCAGCUCUUGGAGUUUUUAUUCUUUUAAUGGCUGUGGGAUUUUUGCGCUAUAUUCAAUCAGUACUUUCACGCAAUGAGUUUAAAAAAAUAUUUUUAAUUGGAGGUUUAACAGCAGCUGGAUUAGUAUUUUUAGCAGUUGUAAUAUUUACAAUGAUGGGUGUGAUUGCACCAUGGAGUGGAAGAUUUUACUCCUUGUGGGACACAGGUUAUGCUAAGAUACAUAUACCGAUAAUAGCAUCUGUAUCAGAACAUCAGCCAACUACAUGGUUUUCAUUUUUCUUCGAUCUUCACAUUUUAAUAUGUGCCUUCCCAGUCGGUGUUUGGUAUUGCGUUAAAAAAAUUAACGAUGAGCUUGUAUUUGUCAUAUUAUAUGCUAUAAGUGCUGUAUAUUUUGCCGGUGUAAUGGUCCGUUUAAUGCUGACAUUAACCCCCGUUGUAUGUAUGCUGGCGGGAGUUGCUUUUUCAAGCCUUAUGGACGUCUACUUGCGGGAAGAUAACAUAACUAAAACGCAGACUGUAACACAAUCUCGUCCAGAAGAUCCAGACGAAUCCACAAAUGAGAAAAAAAUGUUUUAUGAUAAGGCUGGUAAAUUGAAGCAUCGCCCAAAAUAUGAUGCACCUCUAAAUGAAAGUUGCAGUGGAAUCGGAUCAAACUUAAGAAGUAUUGUAAUAUUAGCAAUAUUAAUGAUAUUAAUGAUGUUUGCUGUACAUUGCACAUGGGUUACUAGCAAUGCUUAUUCUAGUCCUUCAAUUGUACUAGCAUUUCAUAACAGUCAAGACGGUUCUCGCAAUAUUUUAGACGACUUUAGAGAAGCAUAUUAUUGGCUUUCACAAAAUACAAAAGAAGACUCCAGAAUUAUGUCGUGGUGGGAUUAUGGCUACCAAAUAGCUGGAAUGGCAAAUAGAACCACGCUUGUUGACAAUAAUACAUGGAAUAAUAGUCACAUUGCACUAGUUGGAAAGGCAAUGUCAUCUACGGAGGAAAAGUCGUAUGAAAUAAUGACAUCGUUGGACGUUGAUUAUGUUCUUGUAAUAUUUGGGGGCGUGAUAGGAUAUUCUGGAGAUGAUAUAAAUAAAUUUUUGUGGAUGGUACGAAUUGCCGAAGGUGAACAUCCGAGAGAUAUAAAAGAAAGCGAUUAUUUUACGGAACGUGGAGAAUUUAGAGUGGAUGCAGAAGGCGCGCCUGCUCUUUUAAACUGUCUUAUGUACAAACUAAGUUAUUACCGUUUUGGCGAAUUAAAAUUAGAUUACAGAGGUCCUGCAGGUUAUGAUAGAACUAGAAAUGCUGUAAUUGGAAAUAAAGAUUUUGAUUUGACCUAUCUUGAAGAAGCGUACACUACAGAGCAUUGGUUGGUACGGAUUUAUCGAGUUAAGAAACCUGAAGAAUUUAAUAGGCCUGUAAUAAAAUUAAAUGAACGUACUGUAACAUCAUCAAACUUUAUUUCAAGAAAGAAUAUUAAACGAAGAAAAGGUUAUAUAAAGAAUAGACCAAUCGUUGUGAAAGGAAUAAGGAAUCGUAAAUAGAUCAACUUGUACACUCCAGGAAUAAUAAAAAUACAAAGCAGUUUUUUUCACUUUGUAUGUAUACAAUUCAAUGAUUCACUAUUAUGCAUGAAAUGUAUAUACGUUUUUUUGUAAAAGAUUUAAUUUUUUCUUGAGAUGUAAUAAAAAUAAUUAUAAUCCUAUA